GUCCCUGUGUUGUGGGCCCAGCAAGUUGUUCGUUAAUUAAUUAAUAAUUCGGCAAAGACAUGGCAGCAAGCGUUCAAGGAUUGAGAACAUUUGGUGAGAAACCGAAACCAUUCCAAAUAGAGGAAGAUGGCGAAGUGUUCUAUGUUGGUUCAGAGGUGGGAAAUUACCUACGAAUGUUUCGAGGCUCAUUGUACAAAAGGUAUCCAUCGUUGUGGAGGAGGCAGAUGAAUGUUGAGGAGAGGAAGAAGUUGUGUCAAUUACUUGGAUUUGGCCAGCACUCUUUGGCAUCGAACAUCACGUUGCUGAAGGCAUCAGAGGUUGAUGAGAUUUUUGAAGGGAAGGAUGAUAAGUACAAGGCUCUUUCUGUCUCGUCAGACAUCAAUCUUCCGAGAGAUGUGAAAUGUAAGAAGGGCAGUGGAUGGGUUGGCAACAUGCCAAGCAACUCUCACCACCUGGAUGCCAUUCCGUGCUCAACAAUGAUAAGCAAGAACAAGAAUGCUGCUGCUAAACUGAAAACCUACCCACUCUGUUACGAUGAUCUCGAUCCAUCCAUCAUUCACGAGAACUCCACACAACCUGAGGUUCUUGUUCCCAUAAGGUUGGAUAUCGAGUUUGAAGGUCAGAAGCUUAGGGAUUGUUUCACGUGGAACAAGAAUGAGCAGCUGAUAACGCCGGAACAGUUUGCAGAAGUCUUGUGUGACGAUUUGGAUUUGAACCCCAUUCACUUCAUACCAGCCAUCGCCCAAUCAAUCAGACAACAAAUUGAUUGCUAUCCAGUGGACAACAUUUUAGAGGACCAGAGUGAUCAACGAGUUAUCAUUAAACUGAACAUCCAUGUGGGCAACAUCUCCUUGGCAGACCAGUUUGAAUGGGACUUAUCCGAGAAAGAGAAUGUUCCAGAAGAAUUUGCUGCCAAGUUGUGUGCUGAGUUGGGAUUGGGAGGAGAGUUUGUGACAGCCAUAUCGUACAGCAUUCGAGGUCAGUUGAGUUGGCACCAGAGGACUUACGCAUUCAGUGAAGCCCCACUACCUGUGGUGGAAGUGGCCCUGAGGAACCCGUCAGAAGCUGAUCAGUGGUGUCCCUUCCUUGAGACGCUGACUGAUGCUGAGAUGGAGAAGAAGAUCAGAGACCAGGAUAGAAAUACAAGGAGGAUGAGAAGGUUGACCCAGGCAGCUCCUACCUGGUGACCAAGUUGAUGCCCAUGCCGACUACAUGCCUCCACGCUUCCCAGUACACGUUACUCAAUCACGUUGUCUCACCGUGUGUUGUCGCCAUGUAUGCAAUGCAUUCACUAACUAACUGACCGUUCAACUUUACAUGAGCAUUAUCAACUUUCACACAUCUGUCACACACACAAACAUACACACAUGCUAAAUAAUGUCAAACUCAUGACUAUUAUUACUCAGUCAUUUUUAAAUGUAUAUAUUUCUUUUAUCUUUUUCUCAUUGUUACCUAGUGUUCAAAGACUGAUUUUACAGAGAUUUCUAUUCAACCAAUUUUUUUAAAAAUAGCUGAUUAAAAUAAAGAUUAAAUGAUGAAAAUUUUGAAGAUUAAAUAAGGUUUUAUUGCUACGGUUCAAUGUAUAACCUCAAGCGUCACAGUAACACAAACAUGCGUACAAAAGACAGAUCGUUCACAUGUGAUAAGCAAGAAUUACAUAAUCCUAUAAAAAAAACGCUGUGUUGGUAACAAGCACGUGCAGACAGCCAGAUAAACACUCCAUCACUGGAUUCUUGUGCACAUCAUCUGGAUGCUGACCAAGUUGAACGUUUAACAAUUAGAUAAAUUUUGCUCUAUUCAGGUACAAUAAAAAAGUCUCAAUAAAAUGCUUUAUUAAUCAU
Helobdella robusta is the source of this 1841-nucleotide messenger RNA. RefSeq lists its product as hypothetical. Lineage: Eukaryota; Metazoa; Annelida; Clitellata; Rhynchobdellida; Glossiphoniidae. The transcript is spliced from 11 exons. The coding region runs from base 60 to 1187 and encodes 375 amino acids. Gene Ontology annotation, biological process: regulation of transcription by RNA polymerase II; chromatin remodeling. Gene Ontology annotation, cellular component: nucleus; nuclear chromosome. Gene Ontology annotation, molecular function: transcription coregulator activity. The record is from RefSeq and is a predicted model, not a curated record.